AUGCCGCCAAAGUCGACGGUCAAGAUAGAGUCCGCUCCCGAGGGCUUCACGCCCGAACGGUUCGAAAAGGAGCUCAAGAGCCUCGCGGCAAAGGCAAAGGGCCAGACCAGAGGCAGAUUCUACAAGCAGCAGGCCUCGGCGUAUCUCAAGGCCACCAUCCUCAUCGCCCUCGCCGCCACCUACAGCAACGUCUCCCAGCUGGCCAUGUCGCCCGUCUACGGCGCCAUCCCGUCGUCGAUAUACCACGCCAAGCUCGUCAUGGUCGCCUGCUUCUUUGGCUGGGCCGGCAACGUCGUCCUCAACCGCACUUUGCCUAUUAACCCGGCCACCCUGCUGCCCGUCGUCGCCCUCUGCGUCCCCGCGAUUCAGUACUACCUCUACCAGACCAGCGCUCUGCUGACUGCGUACUGGGGUCCCCUGGUCAUGGAGGCCGUCACGCUGUUCCCCCUCGUCGUCAUCUCGGUGAGCUGCGUGGCGACGGAGAUGGAGAAGGUGAGCCUGUCCAAGCUGCCCAAGUUCCUCGCCGACGCCGCGCCGGGUCUGGGCUCCUGGGGCCUCUUCCGCUUCGUCGAGACGCUGUCGGGCGACUAUCUGCAGACCUACGUCGGCCGGUCCUUCUUCCAGACGCGCAUCGGCCUCGAGGCGCUGCUGGGCGCCGCAUACGCCGUCUACGCCCCGUCCAAGCUGCUGCUUUUCACCGUCCCGGCCGUACUGCACACGGCGUUUUUGAACCCACAUGCGCUGACGCCCAUGGCUGCGGCUUCGCUCAACUCCACAUUGCAGGCGGAUAACUGGUUCCUGCUGGAUCGCAAGGAGUCCGUCACGGGGUACGUCUCCGUGCUGGAGAGUAUCAAGCACGGGUACCGUGUCAUGCGGUGCGAUCACUCGCUGCUCGGUGGCGAGUGGGUGAAGCACAAGGGUCCUCGCGUCGCGGAGCCUAUCUAUGGCGUCUUCGUCAUGUUGGAGGCUGUUCGGCUCGUCAAAACGACCAAGGCUGUUCCCGACUCCAAGGCUAAGGCUCUGAACAUCGGCCUUGGUAUCGGUACUACGCCAGCGGCUCUGGUCGCUCACGGCGUCGACACGACGAUUGUCGAGAUCGAUCCCGUCGUGCACGAGUUUGCCUCAAAGUACUUCCAGCUGCCGUCCAACCACACACCCGUCAUCGCGGACGCAGUAAGCUACACGCGCAAGCUCGCCGACGACCCGGACGCGAGGUUCGACUACAUUGUCCACGACGUCUUCACCGGCGGCGCCGAGCCCGUGCCCCUCUUCACCCUCGAGUUCCUCCAGGGCCUUAACUCGCUCCUCAAGCCAGACGGUGCCAUUGCAAUUAACUACGCCGGCGACUUCCUCCACCCGGCCCCCAAACUCGUCGUGGACACAAUCAGAGAGGUCUUCCCCUCCUGCCGCAUCUUCCGCGAGUCGGAGCACCCUACCCCGGAGAAAAUCGAGGAGGAGGGCCAGGAUUUUACCAACAUGGUGAUCUUUUGCAAAAAGACGUCCGGGAAGCUCAAGUUCAGGGCCCCCGUUGAAGACGACUUCUUGGGCAGCCGCACCCGCCGCGCGUUCCUGAUGCCGGCGCACGAGGUGUUUCCCAAGCACUUUUUGCAGGGGGAUUACGGAAUCUUGAGGGAUAACAGCACGGAGCAGCUGACUAAAUGGCACGAGAAGAGCGCGCUGGGGCAUUGGGAGGUGAUGCGGGUUGUGAUGCCGGAUAAGAUUUGGGAGUUGUGGUGA
Colletotrichum abscissum is the source of this 1737-nucleotide messenger RNA. Its product is annotated as spermine/spermidine synthase. The coding region runs from base 1 to 1737 and encodes 578 amino acids. The transcript is spliced from 3 exons. The record is from RefSeq and is a predicted model, not a curated record. Lineage: Eukaryota; Fungi; Ascomycota; Sordariomycetes; Glomerellales; Glomerellaceae.